Messenger RNA from Cucurbitaria berberidis CBS 394.84, 1068 nucleotides. RefSeq lists its product as uncharacterized. NCBI's taxonomy places the organism in Eukaryota, Fungi, Ascomycota, Dothideomycetes, Pleosporales, Cucurbitariaceae. The transcript has a single exon. Bases 1 to 1068 code for a protein of 355 amino acids. The record is from RefSeq and is a predicted model, not a curated record.
AUGAACACCAAGACGAUUGAACGCUUCCCUCUAGCUUUUCUCAACCCCCCUUUAAAUGACAAGACAUAUCUCGAACUCGGCGAUGCAAAAAUUACGAAUGAAGCCUUCUGGUACAUUGGAUUCACUGACUCCAGUCAAGGCCCAGAGGCAUGGAUGCGCGGUGAAAGCCUCGACAUGGCGCUCGAGACUCUCCGCCGAGACCAAGAUUGCAAUGCCUAUAAAAUAGACAUUGCAAACUCAAACAGUGCCCAAGUGUUCCACUUUGUGAGCAAAGUGGAAAGCGAAGACGGUUCCGGAAAAGAUUACGAUGCGUAUAGGAACCGGUACCAAGACAAGCAAUGGAUAUUUGUCGUUAUUAACGAUGCCUUCGGUGACGUCGAGAACGACGGUACUAGCGGCACCCAUUGGUCGCUUGUAGCCUUGGACAGGCUACAUAAAACUGUACACUAUUUCGACUCUCUGUUUGUCCGUUACGAGGACGACCAGCAAACGGCCCACAUGGUAGGUUGGGGGCUACUCCGCAUACUUGGAGAAGACCUAGAUUGCUGGACAUUCCAACCGGAGCUGAACAGCCCGCACCAAAAACAUAACAACCUGGACAAGGGUGACAUUGGCCCUUGUGGCCCUUUUGUCUACAACCUGACGAAGCUUCAAAUUAUGCGCAUCAAGCACUGUCAGGAUACCGGCAUGGGGAAACACUGUACCCUCGAACUCCCUGCCCAAUACCCGGUUUGGUUCGGGACCUCGUUUAACUCAAAGCUGGUACGCGGGCAGAUCCAGCUCCAGAUCAUGCGCUGGAGACGUCGCGUCGAUGCCGAACGUUUGGCAAACGAGCAGAGUCAGCCCGCUGUGCAGGGCGAGGCUGCUGGCUCGGUGGAUGGGCCGCCUACCACGCCCGAUAUUCCACGUUCCUCCACGCAUCAGCGUGACGUUUCUGGGUUGGACAUCGAGUCUCCGGUUCACGGGAUAAGCGACGGCGAGCCGAGCGCAAGUCGUACUGCCAUGAGCCCCCGACCGGAAUCUCCAGAUCCAAGCAGGAACUUGGAUUUAUACGAGGACGUUGAGUGA